This is a messenger RNA of Scleropages formosus (Asian bonytongue), 1140 nucleotides long. Its product is annotated as pepsin A-like. Gene Ontology annotation, molecular function: aspartic-type endopeptidase activity. Bases 1 to 1140 code for a protein of 379 amino acids. The transcript has 9 exons. The record is from RefSeq and is a predicted model, not a curated record. Lineage: Eukaryota; Metazoa; Chordata; Actinopteri; Osteoglossiformes; Osteoglossidae. Gene Ontology annotation, biological process: proteolysis.
AUGAAGCUGGCUAUAGUGUUGUUUUCCCUACUGGCCCUGUCCGAAUGCCUGCACAAGGUCCCCCUGAUUAAGGGGAAGACAGCAAGGAUGAUCCUGAAGGAGAAGGGGCUAUGGGAGGACUUCAGGAAGAAGUAUCCCUACAACCCCAUGGUCAAGUUUGACCCCAGGUUUGCUGUCAGCGCUGAGAGCUUGACUAACGACGCUGAUCUGGAAUACUAUGGUGUCAUUUCCAUUGGAACUCCGCCUCAGUCCUUCACUGUCAUGUUCGACUCGGGCUCCUCCAACCUGUGGGUUCCAUCCACCUACUGCAACAGCCAGGCUUGCACUAACCAUAAUACAUUCAACCCUCAGGAUUCUUCUACCUUCCAGUCCACUUCACAGUCAGUCUCUGUCCAGUAUGGAACUGGGAGUAUGACAGGGUUUUUGGGAUAUGACACUGUCCAGGUGGGUGGGAUUACCAUCAGCAACCAGAUCUUUGGUCUGAGUGAAUCAGAGGGUUCCUACAUGUACUACUUGGUACCUGAUGGAAUCCUUGGUUUGGCCUUCCCUUCCAUCUCCUCAUCUAGUGCCACCCCAGUCUUUGACAACAUGAUGAGUCAGGGCCUGGUGUCUGAGGACCUCUUCUCUGUCUACUUGAGCAGUGACUCUGAGUCUGGUAGUUUUGUCCUCUUUGGUGGGAUUGAUUCCUCAUAUUAUACUGGCAACAUCUACUGGAUUCCACUGUCUGCUGAAACAUACUGGGAGAUUAACAUGGACAGUGUGACCAUAAAUGGAACUGUUGUGGGAUGUUCUGGAGGCUGCCAGGCGAUUGUGGACACCGGCACCUCUCACAUUAUUGGGCCAACCAGUGACAUUGAUAACAUCAAUCAAUGGGUGGGAGCAACUGUGGACCAGAAUGGAGAUGGAAUUGUGAGCUGUAGUAAUGUUCAAAGCAUGCCUGAUGUGACCUUCACCCUUAAUGGAUAUACUUUCACCAUCCCUGGCUCAUCCUAUGUCACUGAGUCCAGCGAUGGCUGCACCACUGGGUUUACCGGUAGUGGCAGUACCGAGUUCUGGAUCCUGGGUGAUGUCUUUAUCAGAGAGUUCUACGUCAUCUUCAACAGAGGCAACAAUUCAGUAGGCCUUGCUGUAGCUGCAUAA